Messenger RNA from Zophobas morio, 1523 nucleotides. Its product is annotated as oxysterol-binding protein 1-like. Gene Ontology annotation, molecular function: sterol binding. Gene Ontology annotation, cellular component: intracellular membrane-bounded organelle; cytosol; membrane. The record is from RefSeq and is a predicted model, not a curated record. The transcript has 20 exons. NCBI's taxonomy places the organism in Eukaryota, Metazoa, Arthropoda, Insecta, Coleoptera, Tenebrionidae. The coding region runs from base 153 to 1523 and encodes 456 amino acids.
AGCGAAAACGCCUCAGCUCUUCUGUGGAAGAUGCUUUAAAUAAAUUACUUUAUAAGUUUGCUGCAUAUGUUGAUGCGUCUGAGAGAGGCUAUAACGAGCUUCUGAAAAAAUACAUAUGGCUAAAAAACCAAGAGAACUUAAGAGAAACUAAUAUGGAGAUGGUCGCUCAGCAGUUAAUAUCUCUCGAAAGAAAAACAAGAACUUUUUCUGAACUAGUUAGAGAUAAAAUUGAUGGAGAAACAGAGGCGGCUCUUCAACACUUGGAUUCGGAAGAAGACGAGUUUUACGAUGCAGUGGACCACAAUUCUGCCCUCCUAAAAAAGUCCUCUCCAGAAACUCCCAACGCUUCGGAAGGAAGUCAACUCCAAGAAAAAGUCAUGGAUUUAAGCAGUUACCGCACACAGCUUCCUUCGAACAAAAGUAACAAACCGCUCAAUGUUUGGAAGUUUUUGAAGGAUUGUAUAGGAAAAGAUUUUUCGAAAAUUGCAAUGCCCAUUGUUCUUAAUGAGCCUUUAUCUGGAACUCAAAGAUUUGCUGAGGAUCUCGAAAAUGCAUACCUGCUUACUAGAGCCGCCCAACAGGCGACCUCGGUCGAGCGACUACUGUAUAUUUGCUGCUUUGUGGUCGCUUUAUACAAAAAUACAAGUCGAACGGGAAAGCCUUUCAAUCCACUCCUUGGGGAAACGUACGAGUUUGACCUCAUGGAGGACCGCAACUACGGUUUCCGUGUGUGCUGCGAGCAAGUAAGCCACCACCCUCCUAUCACGGCUGUCCACGCGGAAGGCAACGGUUGGACCUUUUAUAAGCAGGUGGAUCUGAAAAGUCGGUUUCGAGGAAAAACGUUGGAAAUCACUCCAGUGGGUACACUACACGUGCGCAUGGGACAAGAACAUUACACGUGGUCAUGCCUGACAUCAACCGUAAAUAACAUCAUCAUAGGGACUCUCUGGGUGGAUGCUGGAGGAGAACUUUUAAUUAAAAACCACCAAACUAAAGAUUAUGCUGUUUUAAAUUUUGAAAGAUACUCGUACUUCAGUUCAAGCAAGAUUGGCACAAUAAAGGGGACGGUCUAUAGUGACGGGGACACACCACAUUUUGAUAUUGUAGGCAACUGGAAGGACGGCAUCGCCUCUGCCAGGCCACAUGGAAAAGAAAAAUACCAAACUUUAUGGGAAAAGUUCGCUCCUCCUUCCAACUAUGAAAAGCAAUUCUAUUUCUCAAAGUUUACGAUUAUUCUUAACGAGCUAAGGCCUGGCAUGGAAAGUUGCCUGCCCAAAACGGAUGCCCGUUUUAGGCCAGACUUGCGGGCUUACGAAGAGGGAAAAGUGGAGAAAGGGCAAUCUAUCAAAGACUGGCUUGAGGAUAAGCAGAGGCAGCACAAAAAAGAAAGAGAAGCAAAAGGCGAGAAAUGGAAACCGCUAUGGUUCGAGUAUAAAUAUGACAACGACCUCAACGAAUUCUGCUGGCUUUUUACAGGAGAAUACUGGAAGAGAAACUUCGAGAAAGUCCCAGAUAUAUACUAG